ACAGGAGGGCGCAACAGCCCCGCCUUCACGCCCUGACACAGCGGUGGUGCGGAAUGUUUGCUACUUUUUUUGUCAGUUCACCAUGAAAAAUGGACAAACAUCGCAGUUUGUGCAGAGAUGACAAUCUAUAAUGGAGUUUUACGGAUACAUACUCCUGUUGCAGGGCCUUGCUGUGCUUGGUUCCGCAGCUGCAGACAGGGGGGAGACUCAGACAGCAGAAGCCCAAAGGCACACAGCUCUCGGCUUACAGGAAGUGGUUAUUGUGAUCCAGAGUCAACAAAAUCCCUUCCACGCUCGACGAGGAGAAAUCAAAAAGAAGGAACUACUGAAGCAGGCCGCUGAUUUGGGACAGGGACCUCUUCACAUAAUUCUUCUUCAUGAAUUUUCUGAUUAUGAAGGUGUCUGGAGCAUCCUGCCUGCUCUUCCUCUCUUCUCUGCAUCUUUCAGUUCGGUUUCCUGGUUUUUGUUCAUUGAGGAAGAGACUCAGGUGUCACUGAAUCCACUGCUCACUGUGCUCAAGAGAUAUCCAGCCACUGAGGAGUGGUUUCUAGGCAGGCGUCUCCAUGACAGUGAGGCCUCCAUCAUUCAUCACUACGCCUUUGCUGAGGACCCCAGUGUCUUCGGUUACCCCGACCCAGCGGCAGGAUGGGCCCUUAGCUCUGCCCUAAUCCACAGACUUGUUGAAAGGAUACACCAUGAACACUUGAAAUCAGAUUUUACCAUUGACCUGAAACACGAGAUUGCCUUGUUUAUCUGGAACGAAGGGAAGGGACCAAAACUGACUCCUGUACCAGAGUUUUGCAGAGAUGCCAAGGAACACUGUGUGACCACCUUCACCUCAUAUCUCCCAAACUGUGGACCUCCUGUGUCAAAGAAGGACCUAUUUGUUGCUGUGAAGACGUGGCAGAAAUUUCAUUCAGAGCGAGUGCCUGUAGUAAAGAAGACGUGGGAGAAAGAUGCAGAGUUGCUGGAGUUCUACAGUGACAUCAGCGAUGAGACCAUUCCCACCAUCAACCUCGGAGUUCCCAACACCGUCAGAGGCCACUGUGGAAAGACAUUUGCAAUUAUGAAGCGUUUCUUGAGUGAUGCUGUGCCAAAGACUGACUGGUUACUGAUCGUGGAUGAUGACACACUCAUAAGUUUGCCAAGGCUGCGUCGUCUGCUGACCUGCUAUGACCCUCAAGACGCUGUAAGCCUCGGGGAGAGAUAUGGCUAUGGGCUGGUCCAAAGCGGAUACAGCUAUCCCACAGGAGGAGCAGGGAUGGUGCUGAGUCGAGUGGCUGUGUCUGAGAUCGUGUCCAGCGGCUGCAGCUGUUACACUCUGGAUGCUCCUGAUGACAUGGAGCUGGGAAUGUGCCUCAAAACUCUGGGCAUCCCUGUCACGCACAACCCACUCUUCCAUCAGGCCCGGCCAGAUGACUACGCAAAGGCACUUCUGUCUUCAAAGGAGGCGAUUUCAUUUCACAAACACUGGAACAUCGACCCCGUUGCUGUUUACAACCACUGGCUAAGGGACACCAACCAGCGAGACGAGCUGUGAAGAAAUUUCAUGCACCUUAAAGUUGAAUUGAUCAAAAAGCCAUGGAAAUAGUAUUAAAAUAUUGGACCAAAAGCUAUACAAUAUUAUGUAAGCACAUUUAAUAGACAGUGCAGAGUAGACAUUCAAUAAGGCUAACGCUAUAGGCUAAGACCAGUAUUUAAACUAGGAGUGUUUUAGUUCAGGGGAAAUUAUUUAUAUCCCAUAAUUGUAAAGAAAUGUUAUAAUUUGUGCCUUUGAUUAUAUCUUGUGGCUGGAGUUAGGAUAUUUUGCCCUGUCUUGCAAUGACUAAAAACACUAUAUUGUUCUGUAAACUGAAAAAUGAUUAAGAAUCCACAAAACCUAAUUAUUUGUUGACUAGUGAUGUGAGAUCUAAUAUCUUUUAUUAUAUCACAAUAGUAAACUACCCUCACACCAUUUUAUUCCUAGUCGAACUCAGCCCCAUCCCGUAAAUGUUAACAAAAUCCAGUCAUUACAUUACAAAUGAUUCUGCCUUUAAGCCAACAAAUGCAGAGAGAAAUACUGCCACAUAGAAAUAGUGCUCUGUUGGACUUUGAUGACCUGUGAAACUAGUCAAAAAUAUUUAAUUUGUUUUCUCUUAGAUAAUAGAUAAUUGUGGAUAAAUAUCAAAGAACAUACCAGUUUGAGCUGAAAAAUAGUAUAGCAUAAUACAUACACAUAUACUGUACAUAAAGUGAUGGGAAAGCAUUCAAAAAUAAAAAUGGAUGUUAAAUGUGUAUAUCAUGCAGUCAAACCUGGGGCCUUACCAUUUAUUUUAUAUUUUAUACAUAAAAUAUCUCAAAUAUACAGAAAAUGUGAUAAAUAGUGAAAACCUUAUGCAAAAAUAUGUCUUUUAAUUUCAUAUUCAUUUGUGAUUAGACUCUUUCACACUCUCAAGGUGAGGGAAUAAUUUAUUUACGUAACAGUAUACCUUCAAAGUAGUUAUUAUAAAGUGUAUGUUAUUUUCCCUCCAAAAAUUAGCAUCGUACUGUCACCACCUGGUAUUUAAUGAAAUGGAAAGUAUUUUGUAAUAAAUGGAUGUUGCUCUG
Messenger RNA from Periophthalmus magnuspinnatus, 2586 nucleotides. RefSeq names its product beta-1,3-glucosyltransferase. Gene Ontology annotation, molecular function: acetylglucosaminyltransferase activity. NCBI's taxonomy places the organism in Eukaryota, Metazoa, Chordata, Actinopteri, Gobiiformes, Gobiidae. The record is from RefSeq and is a predicted model, not a curated record. The coding region runs from base 131 to 1540 and encodes 469 amino acids. The transcript is spliced from 15 exons. Gene Ontology annotation, cellular component: membrane.